AUGGGAGGCAGUUCACCAUUCACUUCCCCCCUCAGUCCCACUAUCGGCCUCGACCGGCGCUGCAUGGGGUUCAAUCGCGACACCUCCGUUCAUCACUCGAACCACUGCGAAGAGCCCUUUGCGUUUCUGUCAGAACCUGGCUUCGCCUCGGACUUCCCGAUCACGGACGAAGAAGUGGAAUCCGUCGUGGAUGGACUAUACCACGACGUGGGCUCACAGCCGCCGACGGCAUCUGGCUCUGAGGCUCCAGUCUCCUCACACGGAGUAAGAAGCACUCGAAAGGCAGUCAGUCGUGCCAAGGGGCGUGAGCUCCGCGCUCGUACCAAGCAACGGAGUGCGAACCCCACAAGUAUCACGGACGUCGCUCCGGGGCAGGCGACCUCGACGGUCCCUUUUGGCUACGAAGUACGACAACGUCAGCCCGCGGCGUCGUCCUCACGAAUAACUUGGGAAGGACUAGCUAUACAGGAGCGAGGGAUGGGCAGAAUCUCACCAUCAAACACGCGAGGUCCCAUGCCUCCGCUCGUGACAAAUGCCUACGUCGGGCCGUUUGUAGGAGCAGACCCGAGCAUCGCGUUUCUUCCCCUGCCGUUCGACAUACCGGUGGUGGACGAGCCGCGCGUCGCAAACAGGCAAGGAUAUGAAACCUUCCGAACCCAUUCGGUCUCACACUUCGGGCGUGCCCUAUAUGCCCGUUGUUCCCCGCAUCACCAACUCGACAGUGGGUUCGACGGGAUUCCCAACGAGACUUCCGACACACGUCCCUCCGCUGCUGCAGGAUCCGGUCGCAAGUGCAGAUGGAGCGCAGGCGGCGAGGAGGAUGAGGACGCGCGCCCAUGCCCCGCGCCAUACGUGCCCCAGCCGCUGGGAGGGCUGUUCAUACUCUGGGACAGCAGAAGCCGUCGUAGUUCACUUUAA
Molecule: messenger RNA, 918 nt
Organism: Fomitopsis serialis
Lineage: Eukaryota; Fungi; Basidiomycota; Agaricomycetes; Polyporales; Fomitopsidaceae
Exons: 6
Coding region: 1-918 (305 amino acids)
Source: RefSeq, a predicted model, not a curated record